Messenger RNA from Chlorella variabilis, 837 nucleotides. RefSeq lists its product as hypothetical. Gene Ontology annotation, molecular function: DNA binding; DNA-binding transcription factor activity. Bases 1 to 837 code for a protein of 278 amino acids. The transcript is spliced from 4 exons. NCBI's taxonomy places the organism in Eukaryota, Viridiplantae, Chlorophyta, Trebouxiophyceae, Chlorellales, Chlorellaceae. The record is from RefSeq and is a predicted model, not a curated record.
AUGGACAAGAUGGCGCUCAGGGGGAAGCGGUCUAGGCAGGCUUGGGGCCAGGUGGAGUCGGAGGAGGAGCCCCUGUCGGAUUCGCAAGAUGUUGUGGAGCUGGAGGCGGACUGCAGCAGCGACGACGACUCACGGAGAGGGCGGUGCGCGAUAUCUUGGAAGGGGAGCCUGGAGGCCCGGUUUCUGAAGGCUCUGCAGCAGGCGGGAGGCGUCUGGGAGGCCAAGCCCAAGGCCAUCCUUCAGAAGAUGGGCGCCUACUCCACCCAGCUGACCACCAUCCAGGUCAAGAGCCACCUGCAGAAGCACCGCAUCAAGGUGGCCGCGGAGAUGCAGCGCCAGGCGGCAGCCAGCGGCGGCGAGGCGCUGCCGCCGAGCCUGCCCGCGCCCAGCGCCACCGCGCCGCUGCAGCAGGCGCGGCAGGCGGCCCAGCUGCAGCAGGCGGCGGCGCGGCAGGCGGCCGCCGCCGCGGCCGCCGCGGCCGCGCCCAAGCCGCGGCGCCGCCCGCAGAAGCAGUCGGCGGGCAGCCAGGCGGAGCUGGGCCCCUCGGCGCCCUCCUCCGCCGCCCGCAAGCUGCAGCAGCAGCAGGCGCAGGCGCAGCGCCGCAGGCUGGCCGCGCCGGCGCGGCCCCCCAGCGCCGCCGGCCCCUCCACGCCCCAGAAGCUGCCCUUUGAGGGCGGCGCCGCGAUGCCGCUGCGCCACUCCGCCCCCGCCGUGCUCGUGGACACCGCCUCCUCCGGCCACCAGCUGUCCCCCGUGUCGGGCGGCAGCAGCAGCAGCGGCGGCGUGGAGCACAGCCGCAGCCACUACAGCCACGGCGGCGUGCACCACGACCCUUGA